Messenger RNA from Cryphonectria parasitica EP155, 1613 nucleotides. RefSeq names its product protein dre2. Gene Ontology annotation, biological process: iron-sulfur cluster assembly. Gene Ontology annotation, cellular component: cytoplasm. The record is from RefSeq and is a predicted model, not a curated record. Bases 151 to 1164 code for a protein of 337 amino acids. Lineage: Eukaryota; Fungi; Ascomycota; Sordariomycetes; Diaporthales; Cryphonectriaceae. The transcript has 4 exons. Gene Ontology annotation, molecular function: iron-sulfur cluster binding.
CAACCUACAAACAACUCGACGCCAACCUUGAAACCUGGACCCUUCAAGUCCUCGCCGCCCACAAACCCAACUCUCUUUCACCAGAUACCCUCCAGCGGCGACAACACCACACACACCACAUUCAUUCAUAAAUCCAAAGUCGCCACCAAGAUGUCUCCCUCUCUUGUCACCAUCGACACCAGCCCCGAUUUCAAUUUCGGUGGCAAUUCCAAGCUGGUCAAUGGCUCCUCCAACACCACCACCUCGUCCUCCUCAGCAGGCCGCACCCUCCUGCUGGCACCUCCCUCCGUAGCCUCGCAGGGCGAUUUAACCACGGUCAUUCCCAGCUACGACCGCGCCACGACUGACCUUCAGAUGCUCGACCGCCUGUCCGCAGGCCUCGUCACCCUGCCCGCCGAGACAUAUGACCUCGUCCUGCUCCUGACUGACGCGGAUGGCGCUAGACACGCCGAGACAGUCGUCCUGCUGUCGCGCGAGGUGUUUAACGCUUUGGUCCCCGCGAUGCGUGCGGGUGCAAAGCUGAGAACCCAGGACGGACGAUUUGGCGAGAAAGAGCUGCGCGAGGCGGUCCUCGCUGGACUGGUUGAGAAGGACGGCGCAUUCGAGAAGGUCGAGGAGGAGGUUGUUGCUAUCCCUCUGCGAUUUGGCAAGAAGAAGAAUAUCGAGAACGGCAAUGGUGCCCUGCACAGCUCUGCUGGUCCUGCCCCUACCACUCUGUCUAUGGUCCCUCCUGCCGUUAAGGCCAUGCCUGCCGGUGUCGGUUUCGACUUUGGCGAUGAUCUGGAUGAUGACGACGACCUGAUUGACGAGGACGAGUUGAUGACCGAGGCGGACCUCAACCGACCCAUCCAGAUUCCUCCCGAGUGUGCCCCUCAGCCUGGCAAGAAGCGCCGCGCCUGUAAGGACUGCACCUGUGGUCUUGCAGAGCGCCUCGAGGCCGAGGACAAAGCCCGCCGCACCCAGGCCGACAAGGACCUCAACACCCUGAAACUGAAGAGCGAGGACCUGAACGAGCUAGACUUUACAGUGCAGGGCAAGACAGGUAGCUGCGGCAGCUGUGCGUUGGGCGAUGCGUUCCGAUGUGCCGAUUGCCCCUACAUCGGUCUCCCUCCUUUCAAACCUGGCGAGGAGGUCAAGAUCCUGAACAACGUCCCUCAGUUCUGAGCGCUAUCGGGUUUCCGAUGCAGCACUUUCGGUGCAUCUGGAUGCAAACAACUUCCAGUCAAAUAAUCGGAAUCGUAGCUGGCUUAACUUGUUCGAGAACGCACAGCCCAACAGAAAACGACACCAAGGUCGGAGACCAUACUGGCAUGACGAACUCAUCCCUGUCCUCGCUCAAGAAAAGAGCCACGGAUUGCAGCGAUGGCUUCUGGGGAGGUAAAUCAAGGGGAUGAUCACAUUGGGUGGGCUGAAUGAUCCCACUUUUGUCCUGAAAAGAUCAAGCAAAGCCGUUGUUGGCUAGCAGAGUGAUGGGUCAAGUUGGGAUCUAGUUUAGCCGGAUGGAUGGAUAUGAAAAGCCACAACAGUCAAGAUGCACGACAGCACUGUGUCUGGUCGAGUCGAGACAAGACUUGAGAAUACAGCUCUUAAUUGAAAAGAGAACCAAUCAACCU